CCCAGCGCUUUUCCUCUGGCUCGCGUUUUCGUUCUGGCCCUUUUGCUUUGCCUUUCUUUGGGUUCCUUUUCUCCAGACUUCUUCGACUCUUCUUCUUCUCGUCAUUCUUCUUCCCUUAUUUUCAUCAUCUUUUUUCUUCUCCACCGCUCCUUCUUAACUACCCGAUCCCCCUCUUCCAAAUCCGUGUCUUCCGCUUCUCCUGCGACCGUGCUUGACACAUCUACUUACCUGUCAACUACUACUACCUACACCUGCCAACUACUACUAACUACUACCAAGUACUACCAACUGCAUGAGCCUUGACUCGUUCUCGCCUUAAUCUCCGAUCGACUGUAUGAAUCAUUCACCGUGCCAUGGACCGUAUCGGCCUGUGUCUGUGGUGCAAGACAGCCCGGUCAUGCGUUCUCCAUCUUCACCUUGUUUCCCUUCAGACUCGUGGGAGGAAUCCUCCUGCUCUCGCCAGGCUGUCGUAGCUGCAGACCAUCAAGACUCCUUCCGUUCCGCCCCAUACUCCCCCGUGCGUUUUCGAGACCAAGCCACCAUCCUUCGCCAGGACGUGACCCCGGCCAAACUCAGACGUCGUGCCUCACAGAGCUGUCUGCUCACCAAACCAUCCACCGUCUCCCGUUUCUUGUCCAAGAGUAACUCGCCUCUGCGGUUUCAAUCGGAGAAUCUGGGCCGUGUGGGAGGAUCUGCUACCAAGAUUGAAUCACGAACACAUUCGGCGGACUCGCGUCUUCACCUGUCUGCUACGUCGAGCUCUCUGUCGGGCCGAGCGUCGUCCUCUACCGUCUGGGAUUCUGCAUCCAAGGGCAAUUCCCCGGGCGACUAUCCUUCUGCACUCCCGCCAACACCCCCGGAUGACGACGAGCACGUUGCGUGGAAUCCUUCGUCCGGAAUGUUGUUGUUCGAAUCCCAGGUGAAACCGGAUCAUGGGUCCAUGCCCAUGGACGAGGGCCCCAAUAUCGAUAACAGAUCGCGGUCGUCUGCUCAGGACAGCCUUGGUAGCCCGUCGGAUCAGUCGUCAAAUGGUGCUUCCAGUGCUGGUGGAAGCCCUAGAUCACCCAGUGGUGACAUGGAUUGUGAUCCAAGUUCAUGGUUGGAGAAUGGCAUCGAUUCUGCUGUAUCCUCGUUGCCUUACUCGAAUGCCCGCGGAGAAGCUGUAAAGAUUGUAUCUCAGAUGCUUCCAUAUCCGCGCGCAGCCGACAAGUCAUCAGCUCCUCCCACUGAUGAUAGCGUCUUUUGUUCACUGGUUCAGACCGUACAAAACCGCCUCCAACAGGGCCAGUCGCCGUACAUCAACGUUACACACGCCGUCCCUGAACAAUUUAGCCUCUCCAAUCUCCCUUCCUCUCCCCCCAACACUCCUCGUCUCCUCUUCCCCGGUGACGACUAUUUCAACUCUACUAUCUUCUCCAGUGCAGCCGUGGUAUCUGCCUACCAUGACUUCCGGGGCCCUAUCCAAAUGCAUCCGGCACACUUCCCGAUGCCGGUCGUUCCGCCCCACUCUGUACAUAUCUCGGUUCUGGAACGGUACCUGCCUCCUUCCUCUGCCCAGGAGUACAAGGACUUUUUCUCACCGAACCGACCAUCCUUCUUGGCGGAUCGGAUGUCCGAGCUCUCCCCUGAAGGUGGAUCGUUGCUCUUGAUCUACCCUACCCGGAGGGGUGCCCAGACCUUCAAGUCGCAGUAUCUCGGACCUAUCCUGGAUCCACUACUGCGCCAGCUCGUCGUGGUUAACGAGCUGUCGGCCGACAUGGGCCGCUAUUUGGGAAAGAUGUCUUCCGUCUCGCAGAUGGAAGACUUCGAUACUAUGAAGUCAAACAUUGAUCAGCUAUGCCGUUCUCUAAGUUCGGCAUCAUCCCAAUUCAGCGUGGUUGAUGCUCGAAAGGGCAGUGCCGGUCUCGACCGCAAAUUGUGGACCGAGUGGUUCAUCCACCAAGACAAGGCCCGCAUGAAGGAAGUCCUCACCAUGUACUGGCAGAACGGCCGACGUCUCCCGGCGAACAAAGCCGUGUCGACUCCCCAGAACCACAUGCUGGCGGACAAAGAAGUGACCUCGGCCAUGUUGCUGGGCGAGAUUCUAGACGGAAUCCGGAGACGACCCUAUGGCGAGGAGAAUGAACCUCGCGAUGGGGUUGAACUGGGAGUUUUUGUGAUUCGUCGUUCUCAUUAAGACCUUUGUCUAAUUACAAGGGCGUGUUUUAUCUAUAUACUUUUAUUAUGAUUGGGAUGUUAGGCUAAGGUAUUUAAAAAGGUAUGCGGUGGCGUCCACGGCUUUUGUUUUCUGGGAUAUGGAAUCCUAAUGUGUGCAUUGUUUGGUUGGAUAUGAAUACCCAUGUUGUUUUCUGUUUAUUAUUGAUGGCCCCAUCAUGUUUAGACCGUGGUAUAUGAGAUACCGGUUUAUGGAUGAGGAGGAGAUCAAUAGCUUGAUUGUACAAUAAUUGCUGGUCAAUGAGAAAUGUACUACAAAGAAUCGAAGAUUCCAACAGAACAAUACCUCAUAGCUCAUAGCUCAUAUCUCAAUAGCUCAAUGUAGCUCAAUAAGACUAGUCAUUAUCUUUUUC
Molecule: messenger RNA, 2567 nt
Organism: Aspergillus wentii DTO 134E9
Lineage: Eukaryota; Fungi; Ascomycota; Eurotiomycetes; Eurotiales; Aspergillaceae
Exons: 2
Coding region: 335-2176 (613 amino acids)
Source: RefSeq, a predicted model, not a curated record